CGCGUGACCGCGAGGGGCAACAGAGAGGCGCCACACACUCGUCCACUGACUCGUGGCCGUUCGUAGUAUUUCCUUUUAUUUAGGCGAGUUGCAGAUCAGCCAAAUCGUGAAGUGGAUUGGACACAUUGGUAAAGUUUUUAUUUUCUUCGUUUUGCUUACUGUACACAGUUAGUGUGAUAGCACAGCAUGGCUUCUUUAAGGGAUCGAGCAUUUUGACAUUUAAGAAGGCGAAAAAGUCCGAUGCAGCUCUCCGCCGCGUUUCAAGCUGCUGGCUGUCAACUUGUGCUCUAGCUGCAACGGCUUUGACCGAGUCCUUUUCUCCAUUUGCGUUGGAAAAUAACUAUUGCUGGAUAUCGAGAAAACAACAACGCGUGUGCGUUUGCGCUUUUGAACCAUGACCACUGAAGUUGCGAGUGACUUGGACGUGACAGUCAGUUGUUUGGGCGAAGGGAACCAAAACAAGUCGGACACGGAUCGACCUAAGAAACCUGAUCGACCGAGCCACGAGGAGGAGCAGCAGGAUCCUCCUCAGGUCGACUCUAAACAUCAGAAACAGGGGGUCAUGGAAAGCAUAGCGGAUGGGUUAACGUUAAGCACGGACAACACGAACGAUAAGGAGAACGAGCAGAACGCAUCAAGCCCCAAGGCAGAAACUUCCAAGAAGAAUGUGAUCGAGGCUCCUCCGCCAAAAGUGAACCCAUGGACGAAGAGGAACGCAUGCCCUCCUAAUAAUGGCACAAACACCUCGAUACAAACAGAACCCCAGAGUCCUACCAAAGUUGUCCGUGCCAGCAAACCCAGGCCGAGGAAGACCAGUAAGUCAAGUGACUUCAGUGACAUCACAAACUGGCCGACCCCUGGAGAAAUCGCCAAUAAGGAGCAGCAGCAGAAUGUGAUAAACGUGCAGGUGAGGAAAGGGACGUCCGGAUGGAGGGAGAGGAAGAAGGACUGCAGUGAAGAGAAGAGAGAGAAGGAGAGCGGAAGUGAUGGGAGUGACAGUAAGGAGAACAGGGAGGCACAGUCGGAGACAAUCACAGGACUUUCAAACGAACAGGAGACAGAGGAUGGAGAGGAUACGCACAACAGUGCCCCCCGUAGGAGAGGAGGCUGGCGGAGAGAAAGAGAUUUCUUUGAUGACUCAGCGAGCGUUCGCAGCGAGGGCAGCAGUGUCCGCGGAGGCCCCAGGGGCAGGGGCAAAGGUCGCGGCCGAGGCAGAGGUCGUGGACGAGGUCGUUUUGACUACUCCCACAGUUACCGGGACUCAUACCUGGAUGGGUCCACAGCUCAGGCCGAGUUUGGCACUAACAUGGUCUACUACUAUGACGACGGUAAUCGCGUGCAGAUGUAUACGAUCGAGGAGAAUUUACUUAAGGAAUACAUCAAACGCCAAAUUGAAUACUACUUCAGUCUCCCAAACCUGGAGCGUGACUUCUUCCUGCGGAGGAAGAUGGAUUCGAAAGGCUUUUUGCCCAUCUCUCUGAUAGCCAGUUUCCACAGAGUCCAGGCCCUUACCACAGAUAUCAGCCUCAUUAAGGAGGCGCUGAAGAAAAGUGAAGUCGUGGAGCUUGUUGAUGAGCAGAUCCGUAGGAAAGAGGAGCCCGAGCAUUGGCCCAUUCCAGGUCCCUCUCUGGACUCCCCACGCACAGAUUUUUCCCAGCUCAUUAACUGCCCCGAGUUCGUCCCAGGACAGACGUUCACCUCCCUCAGCACAGUGUCGUCCUCCCCAGUCGAGCCUGCUCUGGUAAAUGGCCAAACUAGUGAUGACACAGACACAGCCAAACCUCAGUCCAAAGAAUCCUCUCCUUCAGACUCAAAAAGCAGCUCUAGUAAAGACGUGAAUACGCCUAAAAAGCAGUCCAGCAGUCUCUCUGAUCCAGACGCCCAGCCGUGGAUACAGGUGGAAAAACGACACCGAAACUCCUCCGGAAAAAAUAAGGAGCGCACAGAAUUGGUUCAGUCCAGCCCAAAGCAGCAGCCUGAGGCAGACCAGGAGGAGCUGGACUUCCUAUUUGAUGAAGAAAUGGAACAACUCGCAGCGCCUCGCAAGAACACCUUCACUGAUUGGUCAGAUGAUGAUUCUGAUGAUGAACUUGACGACCAAGACAUAAACAAGAUCCUGAUUGUUACUCAGACCCCCCCUCACCUGCGGAAACAUCCUGGGGGCGAUCGGACGGGGAACCAUGUGCCACGUGCCAAAAUUACAGCUGACCUUGCCAAAGCCAUUAACGAUGGAUUGUUCUACUAUGAACAGGAUCUCUGGACAAAGGAAGAAGGGCAGCAAGAGUGUGCCAAUGCCAAGGAUGUGGAGAAUUUCAAAAAGCUGAACAUGAUCAGCCAAGAUGAGUUUGAAACCCUGACCCCUAAACUUCCCAUUGACCCCACCCAGGAGGUCCCGCCCCCUCCAUCAUGUCAGACAGAUGAUUCUUGCAUGGCUCAUUCUCUCCCCACGGAUGUCCCAGAAUCCCCCAGUGUGCCUCGCACCCCACGUACACCACGGACCCCUGGAAGACAGGACCCCACUAAAACCCCACGCUUCUACCCUGUCAUCAAAGACAGCGGCAACCUUGACGGAAAAACCCCCAGAAAGAGGAAAACCCGUCACAGCUCUAACCCUCCUCUGGAGUGCCAUGUAGGCUGGGUGAUGGACUCACGAGAGCACAGACCCCGUACGUCCUCCAUCAGCAGCUCGAAUGCAUCUCCGUCAGAAGGAGCUCCUGCAUUGUCAGGCAGUUAUGGCUGCACCCCGCAGUCCUUGCCGAAGUUCCUGCAUCCAUCCCAUGAGCUUAUGAGAGAAAACGGCUUCACCCAGCAAGUUUACCACAAAUAUCGCCGGCGAUGCCUCAAUGAGAGGAAGCGAUUAGGUGUGGGUCUGUCUCAGGAGAUGAACACCCUCUUCAGAUUCUGGUCCUUCUUCCUCAGAGACAACUUCAACAGAAAGAUGUACGAGGAGUUCAAGCAGUUUGCCCUAGAGGAUGCCAAAGAGAACUACAGGUACGGACUGGAGUGUCUGUUCCGGUACUACAGUUAUGGACUAGAGCGGAGGUUCAGACAAGACAUCUUUAAGGACUUCCAGGAGGAGACCAUCCAGGACUAUGAAAAAGGUCAACUAUAUGGACUGGAGAAAUUCUGGGCUUUCCUGAAAUAUGCAAAGAUGAAGAAUCAGCCCAUUGACCCCAAACUCCAGGAAUACCUCCGCAAAUUCAAGAGCAUUGAUGAUUUCAGAGUCGAUCCACCAAUGCCAGAGGAAGGAGUAAGGAGGAAAGCACACGCGUCCUCCGCAGGAGACGAGGUGAAACGUAGGCGACACAACUCGACAUCAUCAUCGAAACAGACCACAGUUGCGAAGACGUCUUCAGACAAUCAAUCAACCGCUGGAGUGAUGGCAAAAACAACCACAACACAUCAAGCCGCUGCCCCAACGACAGGGAAAACCACCAAGCAUCCAUCAGCCAAUCAGAAAGCAGCUCCUCAGACCGCCAAAAGCAGCACGGCUAAUGACCCGUCUACAAAAGCCCCACCCAAAGAGAAUGUGAAGAAGAAUACCUCAUCAGAUGCUCGUAAAGGAGAAGCGGCGACGAGCAAAAACAAAGAUGCCCAACAGCCAAAGAAAUGAAGCCCUUGCUACACUAUAUACAGUAUUUGAGUGUGAUUCUAACUCUAGAGCUGUGAAAAGAUUUCAGUGCUGGUGCAGGCUUACGUUUAACACCGUAACCUCAGAAGUGAGCCAGUCAAACCGUUCAAGCAAAGACCAACUGUCAGACCGUUGCGUUUACAAACUGAAGAGUAAACCAGAAAUAUCUUUGUGUUGUACAAGGAGCUUUUUCUGGACAGGUUAACUUCCGUAAGAUCUUUUUUCUUUUUCUUUUUUUUCCCGCAGUUAGUGGUUUUAGAAUCAAGUAUGCAUGGUGAACUUCUUUAGCUUUAAAGUUUACAGUAGAUGCAUUCCUACAUAGAAUGCAGUUUUAUCUCUUUUAAAAUUAGUUUUACAUUUGCAAAUGCCUUACAUUUCAAAAGCGACAAAAAUAUAUAUAUAUUUUAGAGCUCUGUCAGCAUAAUUAAUCUCUUGGUUUUUAAGUGUUUUUAAUUUUGUGCGAGAUGCACUCUACACGUAUUUAGUUCAUUUAUUUUAAAAAUGUUUAAAAAAAAACUUGAACUGAGGGUGACACAAGAUAACACACUAUAUAGCUUCUUGCAUUUUUUGCUCUUUUAGCUUGUGUAGGGAAUAUGACAGUGAUUGAAUACUAAGUUCUUUAUGCUUUUGUGAUUAGCUGAGUGUCUGAGCUGAAUACCGGAGAGCUAUGUAGAUUAUCAGUGGCGAGGGAUUGUAAAAAGUGUUCACAACAUCAUCAGGAACUACAGAAUGCUCCUGCUUUUAAACGAAUAUUGUGCCGUUCACAUUGCAGAGGUGGUGAUCUCAAGUUUAGGUGCAGAGUAGAGGAGAACACAUCUUUGACCUUUUGAUCAUUUCGACUUAAUUUGGUAAACAACUGUGUACUUGAAGUUUCUAAGAAAUGUUGUCUUUUUGAGAGGAAUUAUUCUUUCUUUUAAAUUUUUAAUCCUAUUGGAGUUGAGUUUGAGAUAAUUUAUUGUUUUACUCUUUUGAAAGCUUAAUUGAUUUUAAUCUUUUUUUUUAAUUGAGUGUAGAUGACUGCAAACAUGGUGGCCCAGAGAAUAGUUUUAUUUGCAUUAUGUUUUCAUUUUGCAGUUUGGAUCUUUGCGGAUAACAUUAAAUCAGUGUUUUAUUUCUCAUUUAUGAUCAUUAAUCAGACACAGAAUUGAUGUCCCGAUUGUAUCAUAUUUUCUUAUGAAAACUGUACAUAAAAAAAAAAUAUUCAAAGCAGUGCUCUAAUUUCAAUCAGUUCAUUUUUAUUGAUUCAUUUUAUUGUGAUAUUUUUGUUUGUGUGCGCUUGUGUGUUGGUAUGCAUGUCGGUUUAAUUUUUUUCUUUCCUCAUAUAUUGUAAAAUGUAAAAAAAAAAUACAAAAUAAAAUACAUUAAAAUCUGUUUAUAAAACCCCAAAA
Carassius gibelio (silver crucian carp) is the source of this 5019-nucleotide messenger RNA. RefSeq names its product La ribonucleoprotein 1B (gene larp1b). Bases 395 to 3613 code for a protein of 1072 amino acids. Gene Ontology annotation, biological process: positive regulation of translation; mRNA stabilization. Gene Ontology annotation, cellular component: cytosol; cytoplasmic stress granule. The record is from RefSeq and is a predicted model, not a curated record. NCBI's taxonomy places the organism in Eukaryota, Metazoa, Chordata, Actinopteri, Cypriniformes, Cyprinidae. Gene Ontology annotation, molecular function: RNA cap binding. The transcript is spliced from 18 exons.